Messenger RNA from Magallana angulata, 5411 nucleotides. Its product is annotated as ras-associating and dilute domain-containing protein-like. The transcript is spliced from 12 exons. The record is from RefSeq and is a predicted model, not a curated record. Gene Ontology annotation, molecular function: GTPase binding. Gene Ontology annotation, biological process: signal transduction. NCBI's taxonomy places the organism in Eukaryota, Metazoa, Mollusca, Bivalvia, Ostreida, Ostreidae. The coding region runs from base 1316 to 5047 and encodes 1243 amino acids.
GGUUAAUCCAAAUGUUUGAAUUUCUGUCUGUGUUUCUCGCUGACUUUUAUUCUAUGAUGUGUUUGCAAACCAUUCAGCGACUUCUUUCAUUCACAUCCAACUAGUCACUGAGCUUUGCAGAUUGUAACACACAACAAACAAACAAAGACUAACACAGAAGCCACCCCCUGUAAUACAGUUUGGUAUUCAGAGUUCGUAGAUUCAUUGAAAAGUUGGGGGUAAACAGACUGCCCGUAAAGCCUGUCGCCAGAGAACCAACGGCCAAACAAAACCUGUGCGGGAAAGUUGGUUAUUUCUGUUGGAAAUUCAUUUCAUUCAUACAAAGUUCACAUUCACCCGUCAAAAUCAACUCUAAACAGUUUAAGACGUACACUUACAGUUAUGAAAACCCUAAAAAAAUUACAUUUCAUUAUUUACAAGUGUAAUUUACUUGAACAUAUUUGUCCAACAAUGCAUGCAUGACGACAUUGCAAAGGUUUGUUGUUCAACAUGUCAACAAUGCUCUGAACGUUUCUACAGUGUAUUUGAUUGACAUGUUUCGGCAAUAAGUAAACUGAUAUGCUUGUUUUCUUAUAAAGAUCAAUUUCUGUUUGUGAAGCGAAACGAAGCCGAACUUUCACUGACCGGCGAUUGCGUGCCCGACACUUCUAAAAAAGUAGACCUGUCGAUAUCUGCUAUUGUUUCAGGCAACCUGCCUGUGGAGAAAUUACCUUCCUCUGUUCCAUUUAACUAACACCUUUGUUGCGUUGAGAAAUAUUUAAAAAAUUGUUUACAAAAUCUCCUAAAAGAAAGAAAAUAGUCAUUGAAGCAGACAAAUUGAAAGCUAUCUGUUACAUGACCACGCGACUCCAAUGCAAGCAUACAACGUCCUGAAAACACACAGAAUAAAUGUUAAUGUAACCGCUGUAUGUGGUCCCCUUCCAUUCAUAGGAACGGCCAAGUCAACUGGAUAUAUUUGCGCUUUAGUAAUCGGCAUUGUGUAAUGGAUAGUGCGAGUGCAUUGUUCAUUAAUCCCGGCUUCUUUUCUUGAUCGUUUUCCACUUGUCCAAACACGGUACUUCUUACCAAUAAGAAUAGUGGUAUUAAGGAGAUUAGGAAAUACUUAUCGCAAGUAUUCGAAUAAUUUUGUAAAAUUAUGUUUUGAAAGGAUAAACGGGUUAAAUAUACAAUGUAUGUAGUAUGGAGCCCAUCUCCUCGUGGCUACUGUUGACAGUAUCUCCGUGCAGUGGGGGUUGGAGGGAGCCAUACUGAAAAUGUUUUAUUUUCUCCCAGAUGAUUUCCAGUGGUGCGAUGUUAAGCCUAUGAAAUAAGAAAGAUGGACGUUCCAUGGAGAAACACCACUAUGUCCCAUAGUUUGGACUUUCUUCACGACAGUGAUAUUGAUUUAGAAAGUUCACUUCCUCUUUAUCUUGAAGAACAACAGAUUCGCAGGAGAGUGAUAUACACGGGGAGAAAAAACAAGUCCACUUCGGACGAAUUCACCGCAGUGCAGGAAUUAAGUACGGACGAAUCAAGUCCAGGGGUAUUGAAAAUAUUUGGCGACAAAAUCCUUCCUGGAGUGGAGUAUAAAAGUGUGCUCGCCUCCAAGAGGUCUACUGCCAGCGAGCUCGUGAAGCAGGCAUUGGAGCGCUAUGGUCUGCCCCCUUCCAAUCACACACAGUUUGUUCUUUGUGAUGUCGUGGGGACGUGUCUCUCCAGCGAAUCUUCCCCAGAGGGCACUGAAAUCAUCAAAAGAAAUACUAGUUCUUCAAAAUGGCGGAGAGUGUGUUCUCGCGUUAUAUCCGAAUACGACCGCCCACUUCUUCUUCAGAACUACUGGAAACCAGGGGAUGGUCACAGCAGAAGAUACGAGCUCCGCAUGAAGUCUGAGUUUUCUACGAUUCCGUCUGAGGACGACACACUUGGAUUAAAUGAGAAUGCUCGACGAAUCUCGAUGUCCAAACUCAGGCGUGGAGCUAUCCCGGCUUCCAUCACGUGGCAUGAACGGAAAAUGGAAAAGUUCGCAGACGAACUUAAUUUAGACGGAACCUUAUCACGAAUCAAAUCACCCUGGAUGGCUAAGAAGAAUGACUGUGAUAAAGUGCUCAAUGGUCUAAAUGUUGAAACCUCUAAUAACCGCUUGAACUGUACAAGCCUGACAAAAAGCCAUCCCAGCAAGUCAGAAGAUACAGACCCAACACAUGCCCCCACUAACCGCCCCUUCUUACUGACUGUAAGAGGAUACAACCCUAAUAAAGACCCCUUGUUCCAUGUGUUUCAUUCUAGGACAACUAACGUGUGCAAUACAAAGAAUAACAGUCCCAACUGUAUCAGGUUAUGUGCCCCUGAUAUUCAGACACGACACUGUCACCUGCAUCUACGGAGGCUGACGUCAUCAGACAACCGGGUUCCGGGUUACAACUACUGCUUGGAGGUGGAGUGUGUGGCUCCGUCAAACAUCAGAGUUAACGGUUAUCCCGUCAGUUUAAGGACUUCUGUCCAAUGUGGGGAUAUAUUAUCAAUAGGGAGAUACUAUGUGUUCGUAUUCAAGGAUCUCACGGCGGGGAUGGAUUUGCCAACUGACAUGCCAUGGCUAGGAAUGGUCGAUUCUAACUGUAAUUUGACCGAAGAUAACCAUUAUCACUCAAAAUAUCCUCAUAAACAAAACAUUGUUCAUGUUCCUCCACUGAUGAUAAACCAGAUAGCAGACGAUUCUGUCUCUGUAUCUACAGCAGAGUCAUCUGGCGAGUCCGUGGGAGAGCGCUUCCGGUUUGCCUAUGCACGCGACAAAGAGGAAGAGGUUGUCAAGGCAAUUGCCGCCGUGAUACGUCAGAAUUCUGUGGACUUUUCAUUGGCUCCAGCCUUUUUAUACAGUAUGUGCGUGGAGUAUGCUUGCCACCAGACGGACCGACACAGCGUCAGGAACCUACUGCUGAGGAUACUUGUCGUUACCAGAGAGAACGUGGCGGAGCUGUCUAAAGCCUUACAAAACAACAAAUUCAAUUGCGGCUUAAUCAAAAGUAAGAAGCACGUGACUCUUGGAGAAGAUUACCUCAGGUCCUUGAUAAGAUGGAUGUCUAACUGUGUACAACUCAUUUUGUACCUGAGGGGACAGUCCUCCAAGGCCCGGGCGGGAGGCAGGGGCAGACUGGACGACGACACACAAGGGGCGUUCCACGAGCUGGCCUCGGGUCUAGAGGAAAUCGUCGUCUUCUGUUUCCAACAGACAGUCUACACUAUCACAAAAGCGUUAUACAUUUUGUUGCCUGCUGUGUUGGACAGUAAUCCGUUCUCAGAGAGUCACGGCACGGAGAAGCGAGGAGGAGUGUGGAAAAUCGCCAUGGUCCUUGACGUCAUAAAUCAAAUGACCAAUGGCCAACAGCUACACACGGAAGUCACAAAACAGUUGUUCAUGUACAUAUUCUUCUUUUGCAGUACGUCUGUUUUCAACAGACUCUUCUUAAAGGAUGCUGGACCGAUUUACUACAACUGGACAGCGGGUGUGAGGAUCCGUGCUAAUCUUGGGGAGCUGGAAGACUGGGCCACAAGUAACGGCUUGGAUGAAGAAUUUGGACAACUCUUUGAGAAACUUCUCACUGCCGCAGAGCUACUGUCAACUUCAAAGUCCUUACUACUGAAGAACGACUGGAUGACCAUGAGGAUAAACUACCAGCCUCUAAAUGAGGCUCAGCUACAUCGCCUACUGCAAGGAUACAACCUUGGGGGAAGGUCGCCGCCAUAUUGCUGGUUACCCCCGCCAGAAGAUCGCCACCAAGCGAUGCAAGAUGAGGAUAUUCUGUUGGAGAUGUCAGGGCACCCGCCAUUUUUGUUUCCCCAAGACUGCGGUGUUAUAGACCUUGCUCACCCACCGGACGACAAAGAGUUCUGGACUCACUUCAAAAAGCUCUACUCUCAAUAUGGCGUGGCCGAAGAUGACAGCGACAUUGCAUCUAACGCUUCUUAUACGCCUCGAUUUACGGGAAGUUUUCCAAAAGUGGAGCUUCAGAAGUCGUUCUUUAGUCAGCCGAUUAUCAAGCCAAGGAACACCGGAAAUAAAGCUUCUCCACGUCGAGUACAAUUUGCGCCUACUAACAUUGAGAGCGACAUGGAAGGCCAUGUAGAUUUAAAGAGUUCUAGCAGCCACCACCAUCAACCUAAUGCUAGUACAUCGAGUGAUUCUGUUUUGGUACGCGGCAGUGUUCUCAGAGCCUCUGGAAGUUCCAACCCAAGAUCCGUGUCCUUGAAUGAUUCGGCUGACAAACGGUUGGAUGAACUAAUUACUAAUGGUCUCACGAACGGCGCACCUGUCCCUGUGAAGGGGGACGUCCAAAAUAUACGGUGUCUGAGUCCUCCCCCGCCGCUCCCUCCCCGCCAGGGCCGAGAACAAACGCACAACGCCACCUCAGACCCGCUGGCCAAGCGAACUGCCGACAACAGCCACGUAUCCAGUACAUCCUCAUGUUCAUCGGAGCAAAACGAGAGUUCUAGAAUACAGAUUAGCUUUAGCGACGAGAUUCAUGCGCCGUCUGAACAUGUUAUUGAAGAUGAUGAUGAUGAUGAAAGUGACGACGAUGAUGAUGAUGGUGGAGGGGAAUACGUCUUCCCAAAAGAGUUGUUGGUGAACCUGAACAAACAGAUACUGGACACUCAACAGAAGCACAGACUGUCCACCCGACAGCAGAACAGUCCCACCUCCCCCCAGGACGAUGUGUUUACCGAAGCCAGUGAUCACUUGGGCGUAUCCCCUCGCUCCACCAGUAACCCAGUGUUUGCUGUCAGUAUAGCCAAAGGGAGCAAUGGAUUAGGGCUGGGGCUUAUCGAUGGGUUGUACACCCCUCUUCGUAUGGCGGGGAUCUAUAUAAGAAAGAUUUUGGCGGGAAGUCCAGCGGAGGAACUGGGACAGAUUUCAGUUGGAGAUCGUUUGCUUUGUGUGAAUGGGAAGAGUAUUGUUGGAGCAGACUACCAAAGUGCUAUGAGACUUAUACGAGCAUCUGGGGAAAAUCUUACUCUACUGAUAGCAAAAGGGAAUGAUGCUAUUGCUGCCAAAGUGUCUUCGACCAGUUGCUGAUGUUCUGACAUUAAUUUUUGUGAUAUACGUACUUUACAUGUUUGUGAUGGAGUUCGCGGGUCUUCCUCGGUGAUAUUUACAGUAUUUUAUAUGACAUAUUCAGGUUAAUUUAGUAUUACCGGUAAUCAGCUACCUCCUAUUAUGUAAAAAUCCAAACACCUCUUUGUUAAAAUUGGUCGGCAUUUACCAGCGACGAUGACUGAAAAGAUCUGAGAAAAUAUUAAAAAGAAAUAUUAUAUAUACAGAAAUAAGAUUUCACCGAAAUCUCGUGAAAAUGCAUGGUAUUGUACAACAAUUCAAUAAAAGAAUGAAAGCAAUUGUAAUAAAAUUGUAGCUCUUCAGAUAAUUUUUUAUUUUGUUUCAU